GGACACCAGGAUCUUGUCAGCCUAGCUAGGACAAUAUUGGAAAGUACUGGGCCAGAGGAGAAUAUUCCUGUGAGAACACAGGAUAGGUCUGAGAUGAGUGCUAUAGAAGAACAAGGGGUGACCCCUGCGGAGCCACCAAGUUCUCGAUUUACUGCUGUCAAUGGAAAAGAGCAGUCCGCCAGUGUAGCAUCGGUCAAUGGCGUGAACGGCAACGGAGCUCCACGAAGAGAGUCUGAAGAGAGGCCUAGAGGGCAACCCCGGAUACCCCCUCCGGGGCAAGAGAAGCUCACCAUUACUACGACGAUUACGGAGAGAGAAGAUUGGAUACCACCGGCCAAUGGAGAUCGGCCGUCAUACCCGUAUUCAACCUCUUACUCUGACACAGAUUCGGCACACAAGCGCAAGAGGUCUGGUUCCAUUGAAAAGAAUUCAGCAUCUGCAAACUCGUACCACAGCCACGCUUUACCGUCUUCAACAAAGCAGACCCCAACUACCGCAAAUACCGAGUCUGAGGGACCUCGAGAUAAUAGCCCGCGAGGGCAGUCGCAACCUGAUUCAAGGGAUUCUUAUAAUGCAGAUGCCAAAUAUAGGCAGAUUCUUACUCCUGCUGAGGAGAGUCGAGAGGCAGCACCGGGAAGCGAACCCUGGCACUCACGGCGGUACCCUUCACAGACACACAUCAACUCCGAUGAACACCUAGGUGAAGUACUGCGAAGAGCUUCCCAAGACAUGGAUGCUCAGCAGCAUCAAGAUUAUGACAAUACAAGUCCAGGAGAGGAUGACAGAUCCACGAAUCCCUACAAUGGAUACGCAAACGAGAGAAGAGACAUGUCCGCACAAUCAGAUCCGAAGAAACGCAAAAGGAACUUUAGCAAUCGCACCAAGACGGGGUGUAUGACUUGUAGAAGACGUAAAAAGAAGUGCGACGAAUCGCGUCCAGAAUGCAACAACUGUCUCCGUGGUGGUUUCGUUUGCUCUGGAUAUCAGCAACGCGGCCAGUGGCCAAAGACAGAGCAAAAACAAGCCCCGAUACCUUUGCAGUCAAAGACAGAAUAUGAGAGUACGGGUUAUACCCAGCCAUCCUACAGUCCCCAACAUAUAAACCAGCCGCGGAGAGAGCCACUGCCGGGUUAUCGAGGCCAGACCUUACGCGUUGAUCCUCAGCAUGGAAGGAAACCUGGCAUGGAAGAUGAGCAAUCUAGAUCAGGAACCGCCAAUGCUUCCACUGGCAGCCCCGAGAACAAUCGAUUAUCUGUAACAUCACUCGGCAUGCAAACGCCAACUCCGAUCACUGCCUCAAAUAGUUCGUUUCCUGAUCAUGGUCUCAAGAGCAUCUAUGAGCGUUCUUUUCCUGUACUCGAGCCAACCAAACAGGAUACGGACACUGGUACGCCGCAGUCAGCUCAAUCCUCGACUGCUCCGCAGAUAUUACAUUCGCAUGGACAUUCCGAAAGUCCUCAUGCUAACCCCCAAGUUGCCGCGCAAUUAGCAUUGUCAAAUCUUGCCUCUACGAGCCGGCCGCGUACCCAGAAAGAGGAGAUGUUGGCAGGGCGGCACUACUUUCCGUUUGACAAAGAACUCGUUCUCGAACGCGAACGUUGCAAUGGAGCUUGCUGGCGCUUCAACAGCAGUACCAAUCCUAACAACGGCGUGUCUCCCGAGGAGCGUGCAAGGUUAUUCCGCGAUAUUCUACAACCUCGUGAUCAUGUAAUGUCUCCAACACAAGCUUCGCCCGUCACUCCAGUUGGUCGAGUCGGCGACAACGUUGUGGUCGAAGCGCCUUUCACUUGCGACUAUGGUUACAACAUCACCAUCGGACAAGACGUCGCGAUUGGAAAGAACUGCACAAUUCUUGACACCUGCGAGGUCAAGAUCGGUGAUAGAUGUAAUAUUGGCCCGAAUGUCAAUAUCUACACUGCAACAUUACCAGUCGACCCGAAGAGAAGACUUGGUUCUAAAGGACAAACUCUGGGGCGGAAGAUUAUCAUCGAGUCAGACUGCUGGAUUGGUGGCGGUGUUACCAUCUUGCCAGGUCGGAUAAUAGGCAAAGGCAGUACUGUGGGAGCUGGCUCCAUUGUCACAAGGGACGUUCCGCCAUUUACAGUCGUCUGCGGAAACCCAGCUCGUGUCAUUCGUGGCUUGUAUCCGCUGCUUGAAUAG
Amorphotheca resinae ATCC 22711 is the source of this 2160-nucleotide messenger RNA. RefSeq lists its product as hypothetical. The annotation marks the transcript as partial. Gene Ontology annotation, molecular function: acetyltransferase activity; zinc ion binding; DNA-binding transcription factor activity, RNA polymerase II-specific. The transcript has 3 exons. NCBI's taxonomy places the organism in Eukaryota, Fungi, Ascomycota, Leotiomycetes, Helotiales, Amorphothecaceae. The record is from RefSeq and is a predicted model, not a curated record. Gene Ontology annotation, biological process: regulation of DNA-templated transcription.